This is a messenger RNA of Colletotrichum fioriniae, 570 nucleotides long. NCBI's taxonomy places the organism in Eukaryota, Fungi, Ascomycota, Sordariomycetes, Glomerellales, Glomerellaceae. The record is from RefSeq and is a predicted model, not a curated record.
AUGUAUCUCACAAUAGCAUUCACUCUCGCCCUUCUCUCCACACUAGUCUGCGCCCAGACAGUAGUGACAACAAUCACUGAAGCGCCCCCGAGUCCAACGGCAGAGCCACAGUGGACAUCAGACAACACUUUCACCUCGGCCGUCCUCAACAGCACAAACUUCUAUCGCGGCGAGCACAAUGCGUCCUCCGUAACAUGGAACGAAACACUCGCCGACUUCGCGACCGACUACCUUGACGACAUGUCGGGCGACAGCUGCGACUUUGAGCACUCAGGCGGUCCCUACGGCGAGAACCUGGCCAAGGGAUACCCCAACGCGACGGCGAGCGUUGAGGCGUGGGGAGAAGAGCGCGACGACUACAACUUCAAGAAAGGCGAAUUUGACGAGGAGACAGGUCAUUUUACGCAACUUGUCUGGAAGGACACGACGGAUGUGGGAUGCGGGCGCAAGUUAUGUGGCGACGGCCAGUGGUAUCUUGUGUGCGAAUACUGGCCGAGGGGCAACGUCGUGGGUCAAUUUACAGAAGAGGUGCAAAGUCAACAGUCGCUGGGCCUAUUACUGGGAGUGUGA